Scaptodrosophila lebanonensis is the source of this 1113-nucleotide messenger RNA. RefSeq names its product putative serine/threonine-protein kinase STE20-like (gene Stlk). The transcript is spliced from 4 exons. The coding region runs from base 6 to 1055 and encodes 349 amino acids. NCBI's taxonomy places the organism in Eukaryota, Metazoa, Arthropoda, Insecta, Diptera, Drosophilidae. Gene Ontology annotation, molecular function: ATP binding; protein serine/threonine kinase activator activity; protein kinase activity. Gene Ontology annotation, biological process: protein phosphorylation. The record is from RefSeq and is a predicted model, not a curated record.
UAGAAAUGUUUGGCAACACUUUAUCUGACUAUAAAAUAAUAUCUGUACUGGGAAAACAAAAUGGAAAAUUCUGUACUGUAUACAUGGGAAAGUGUGGUUCUCCAAAUUAUUCCAUUGCUAUCAAGAAGUUAUGCCUAGAAAAAACGGAAGACAAAGAGUUACAAAAUAUAAGUGACGAAAUCAUUUUAACUCGUCAAUUUAGACACCCUAACAUAAAUUCAAUUCUUCAUAGUUUUGUAUGCAAUAGCGAUGUUUAUAUUAUAACUCCGUUUAUGUGGUUUCGAAGCUGUGAAGACCUGCUGGAAAACUUAUUUCCUACUGGAUUUUCUGAACCUCUAAUAGCAUUGAUUUUACGAGAUGUUCUCGCUGCGCUUAUAUAUAUUCAUAAAAAUGGCAUUAUUCAUGGAUCCAUUAAAGCUGGCCACAUAUUACUAGAUAAAAAAAAAGCCGUACUGACUUGUUUUCGAGAAUCUCGUUGUUUCAUUAAUCAUGGAAAGAAUAGCUUUGUCAUCCGUGGAAUAUCAUCCGGACACAAAGAUAUUAUAAAUUGGACGGCUCCAGAAGUUUUGGAUCAAAAUUUAAAUGGAUUCACAGAGAAAUGUGACUUAUACUCAAUUGGAAUAGCUUGCUGUGAAAUUGCAAAUGGAAUCAAACCCUAUUCCGAGGCACAACCUACUUUUAUGUUCACUGAAAAAACUCGUGGAAACGUGCCAUCAUUGCUAGACCAGUCAACAUGCUUUCAUCUUAUGGAAGAAGAAGGAACUAUACAAUUUGGCACCUUGACGAGAAAACAUGAAAUUUAUAGUCAACGCAUAUUUUCUGAUGAAAUGCACCAGUUUGCUGAAAUUUGUUUAAAUCGAAAUCCCUUAAAUCGGUGGAGUGCAGAAAAAUCAAUUACACACUCUUUUUUUAAGCAGUGUCGUUAUACGAGUAUUUCGGAUCAACUUCAAUACACUGUCUUAAACUUACAAGAUCCAUUUAAAAUAGAAGAUGGAGCUUUGGAAAACACAGAGGAGAGUAAAAAUCGAUUUGAAGACGAGCCUUGGGAUUUUUAGUAACUAUAAAAAUAUAUAAUUUGUUGUCAAUGGAAAAAAUAAAGAAAUGAAGCCGGUG